Candida dubliniensis CD36 is the source of this 2457-nucleotide messenger RNA. RefSeq lists its product as uncharacterized. The transcript has a single exon. Gene Ontology annotation, molecular function: protein binding. The record is from RefSeq and is a predicted model, not a curated record. NCBI's taxonomy places the organism in Eukaryota, Fungi, Ascomycota, Pichiomycetes, Serinales, Debaryomycetaceae. The coding region runs from base 1 to 2457 and encodes 818 amino acids.
AUGAUAGAGGUGUUAAUAACUGUAGUACCUGCAGUUUUAUGGCUUUUAUACAGAUUUCUUCUGGUUCUACAAACACCAGCGGAAAAAUUGAUUGAGGAUUUGAAUAUCGAGAUUCCUCAUACCCCAAUAUUAUGUAUCGAUUCCAUUUGUGAAAGAUCUAUUGUGAUUCAUUGGGAUAUUGAAAUCAAAUUCGAUGAAAAUUUGUAUUAUGUGAUUGUCGUGAAUGAACAAGAAGCAGCAACAUUGACUUCUACAUCUUGUAAAUUGAAUAAUUUGACACCGCAUCAACUAUAUCAGAUUGAAAUUAUUGCAGUGAAUUCAAUAACCAAUUUCAAAUCACAAUCCAAGCCAGUGUUUGUUCACACCUCCAGUGAGAAAGGACUUGAUGGGAUUGUCAAUGUCGAUCAUUUGGAAACCGAGGUCAAAGAAAUAGAACCUACAGGGAACUCAGAUCAAUCAUUAGAAACCAUAACCAUAGACCAAAUUAGGAAUAUCAAAGAUUCAAAUUUGUUGAAUGAUUAUAUUGUCAAAUUUCAAAAUGAAUUGGCCAAGACCAAUACUGAAUAUAAACAAUUUCAAUCGAGUAUUUCACAAGAACAAGAGACUUUGCAGCGAGAUUUAAGUCAUUACAAACAAGAAUUUGAAGAAGAAUCAGAUAACAAGUUGAAAAAAGAACACGAUUUAAAAUCAUUGGAAAGGAAGAAAGAUAAUCUUUCAUUUCAAAAAUCAAAAUUAACAACCCAAUUAAAUGCAUUGAAAAACACCCUUUCAUUAUUUAAUACAAAAUUUGAAGAAAAUGAAAAUAAAAUCAAAAAAUUACGUGAAAAAAAUACACAUGCAUUAAAUACGGAAGAUCAAGAAAAGACAAAGAUUAAAGAAGAAAUUGAUUCUAUAAAACAGAAAAUUAAUCAUACCAAAUCGGGUAUGGAAAAAACUGAAGAAAAUAUAAAACUUAUUGCAUUAGAGAGAAAAGAAUUAAUUUCUAUCUUAAACCAGUUAAAACCACUUAUAGAUGCAUUCAACCAAUCAGGGAAUUCCAGUACACCAUCAGAUAUCAAUAGUGUGUCCCAAUUACCACCUUCAUCAACAGCGUCCAAUAACACGUCUGGCUCCAACUCUUCUACGACAGCGACAACAACAACAGCAAAUAACAGUGCUACAUCAGUUUUUAACAGAGAUGGGUCUUUAUCCAAAAGUGCAUUUGAUGCCAUUGUAAAGAUAAUUCAAAUUGUACCAUCAUGGCAAGAUGAGAUUAUGCAUGAAAUCAAUCAAUACCAAGAAUUUGAACAGAAUUGGAAGGAAGCAUUUAGAGCAGAAAUCAAGAAAUUCGUUGCCAUACAUCAAGCUUUAGAGGUUGCAAGAAUGAACUUAGAUCAAAAUUAUCAACCAGUGAAAAUGACAGAAUAUCAGGCAUCAAUAGAAUUUGGAGGUUUUAGCAAUGCUCUACCAAAACCAAAGUUCAAUGGGAAAAGAAACUUAUCACCGACUGAAGAUCAUUUGAAACAAAAUAACAAUUUCUAUAAUUACUAUGGCAAUGUGUAUUCAAAAGAGGAACCAGAUGGUGAAUUGGGACCCCUACAUUCUCAACAGCAAGUGCUCUUACAACAACAACCUCUGCCACCACCAAUUGCUGCUCAAGUAUUGUCCAACAGCGAUUAUUUAUCAAACAAUUCUUUUGGUCAGCAAGAGCAACCGUAUAUCAGUUUGGAUCAGAUUAAUGCCGCCCAUAAUUUAGAUUUGAAUAGUGGCAAUACAAUGAUGCCGAUAGAUACGUCUAUAUCGACAAACAACCUUACAUCUAGUCAUCUUAAUGGAUUUCCGUAUGACGACAAUAUUUACACUAGAGGAAUCAAUUCGCCACUUCCAUUGCACAACGAUGCUGCUUUGAAUUAUGGUGAUUAUAAUUCGUUAUUGUACAGAUACAGUUCACCUUCUUUAACUCAAAGUAACAGUAACUUACCUGAAGGAGUUUGGAACAGCACUACAAAUAAUGGCAACAAUUUAAGUGCCAACGAUUUAUUAAACGCAACACAACAAUCUGGAUUUUUGAUUUCUCCGUCACAAUCUACAAACAUUUGGUUAGAUGAUAAGAGUCAAAGCUCAUUGUUGAAUCCAACAAACGGUACGACACAUACAAGAGCUGUUUCCAGUAAUUCACAGAUUUGGAGAAAUGACACCGCAAGUAUUAAUGGAGGAGGUAGUAAUUCGAUUCGUGGUUUUGAUUUUGGUGGAGUAUCUACUCAGAGCAAUGGUGAUUUUUCACCAUUUGGUAACAACAUUAGUAUACACGCCCCCACCGAUAACUUUUACGGAGUCAAUCUGUCCAAUACGCAAGUGAACGAGCACCAGCAGCAGCAGCCGCAGUCACAACAACCACAACCAAAUUUGACUUCUUUCAGGGGUAACAAUGAUGAAAAUGAGUCGGUUAUUGGAGGACAAGAGAAUUUUUUCAAAUAG